CAACAUACAAGUAACUCAAAAAUUGUUUUGAGGAGCUUCUAGCCGUUGCCGAAGAACAAUGAGGCGGAGGUGGUGAUCACAAUCGAUUGCAGAAGGAAGGCGUCCCCGUUGGAAGUGUUGGGACUGUCGUUCGUUGGUUACGAGGUCCAUACUGAGAUUUCCGACCUUGAGGGUAUAGCAGCUACCAGAGCUGAAAGUUGAUCGUUUUGAAACAUCCCCAUGCAUAUGAAAAUGCAGAAUGCUUCCCACCUACCACCACUUAUCCGGUUCCAGAUCCAAAGGAAGCGCCAUCGGACAUCAUCAAAUUCCGUCAUGGAUUCCAAUAAUCCCGGAGUGGGAUAUCAAAGACUCGAACUUUUAGCUCAAAGCCUUCGCCUUUAUAAACCAAUUUCAGGAAUUUCAGAAAUUCCAAAAAUUUUGGAUUCUCCUGCAAGCCCCCACGUCCCAGAUCAGAAACUCGACAAAGCCGCAGUCUUAAUCUGUCUAUUCGAAGGAAAUGGCGGCGAUCUUCGAGUGAUACUCACCAAACGUUCCUCAAAUCUCUCUUCUCACUCUGGUGAAGUAGCAUUGCCGGGUGGGAAAAGAGAAGAAAGUGAUGCAGAUGAUGUGGAGACUGCGUUGAGGGAGGCCAAGGAGGAGAUUGGCUUAGACCCUUCUCUCGUUGAUGUUGUUGCUGUUCUUGAACCAUUUGUGACCAAGCGUCGCAUGACGGUAGUCCCUGUGGUUGGUAUUCUUUAUGAUGAGGAGGCGUUUAGUCCAACUCCCAAUGCAGCAGAAGUUGAAGCAAUAUUUGAUGUUCCCUUGGAGAUGUUCCUCAAGGAUGAAAACCGAAGAGCAGAAGAGAGAGAAUGGUUAGGAGACAAGUAUUUGCUCCAUUUCUUUGACUAUGAAGCAGAAAAAGAGAAGUAUACGAUAUGGGCAUUAACAGCAGGGAUAUUGAUCGAGGUUGCAUCAGUUGUUUACCAGCGACCACCUGCAUUUCUAGAGCGCAGGCCAAACUUCUGGAGUAGCUAUUAAGAGAGCCAGCUGACUUGUAGGUCCAUAGUGUUCUCUUCACUUUCAUCGUUUUGAUAUCUAUUCUUACUCAUACGAUGAAGUUCGUUCAACAUGAAAGGAUUGUAAUUCAAACAUCUUUAUCUUGAUUAUGUUCAUUAGUCUGAACAAACUGACAAGAAAUUAGCAUUUCAGUUGCAAGCGGUAAACACAUGGGGUAGAGCAAUUCCCUUACGUAUACCAUUUGGUGGCCAAAAAAAGUAUCACCAUUUUUGUGAUAGAUCAAUCAAUAGUAAACAAGAAAUAUAUGCAAAUAAAAGAAAGGGUUUGUC
This is a messenger RNA of Rubroshorea leprosula, 1325 nucleotides long. Lineage: Eukaryota; Viridiplantae; Streptophyta; Magnoliopsida; Malvales; Dipterocarpaceae. The record is from the annotation of a GenBank genome assembly.